Babesia sp. Xinjiang is the source of this 1011-nucleotide messenger RNA. RefSeq lists its product as uncharacterized. Lineage: Eukaryota; Apicomplexa; Aconoidasida; Piroplasmida; Babesiidae. Bases 1 to 1011 code for a protein of 336 amino acids. The transcript has a single exon. The record is from RefSeq and is a predicted model, not a curated record. Gene Ontology annotation, molecular function: glutaminyl-peptide cyclotransferase activity.
AUGGAUAUUUCAAGGUGUCAAUCUCCUUUAGUCAACAGGUUAACAACAACAUUGACGAUUGUACUGUUAGGCUGGUGGAUAGCUCUAUAUCAUUUCAGCGACCGAGAUAAUGAUAAAUCUUCAGUUGUUACUAGACUUCAUGGCGUUACAUGGACUCAUGUGCUACCACAUUUAUGUUCACUUGGAAAAGAGCAUGUCCAUCCCUUUACACAAGGUUUACUGUUCACCGGUCAAUACACGUUGUUGGAAUCUUCAGGUUUGCAUUCCAAAAGUUUUCUGCGUGAGUUCUCAUUAUUGACUGGUCUUACUCUACGUCGUGUUGAUUUACCUUACGAUUAUUUUGCUGAAGGUGUAGCUUUGGUGGUAGAGCCUAGUACCCUGCGUCUACAUAUCAUGGUACUCACAUACACCAAUAACGUGGUAUUGGUGUAUGAUUACGAAACAUUUCGCCUAUCCUAUAUGUAUCGCAUGAAUUAUAUUGGUUUCGGCUUAACAUCGAACUACUAUAUAAACUGUCUUGAUUUGGGAAAGUUUGUUAAACGGCAGAGGGUUUGGAUGACCACUGGCGGUAGUGAAUUGAUAUCUAUUGGUAUCCCAUCAUCGUUCAGCACAGGUUCUCCUACCGUCGAGGGUGCUGUAUCUAUUAUGUUGAACGGUUGGUCUUUGCGUAACGUGAACGAGAUGGAUUUUAACCAUAAAAGUGGUACUAUUUAUGCGAACAUCUGGCAAAGCAACUAUAUAGUGGAGAUAGAUGCUGAUACUGGCAACUGUAUAAAUAUGUGGGAUUUAACGUCUAUAGCAUCACAGCAACCACAUGAUAGUGAUGUGAUGAACGGUAUAGCAUGUCAUCCAUUAUAUUCAGGUUGUAUUAUUACUGGUAAGUUAUGGCCAUAUUUAUAUAACGUUGAGUUCAAUGAACUUGGCCUAACUACACGUGACAUCCCUUCUAUUUUUUACGACACUUUCUGUAAUCGUCCUGCUGCUAGUUCAGGAUAUCAAGAAGUGAGUUGA